CUUGUUUGUGUCUCGUCGCAGCAUCCCUUGCAUUCUCGUGCAUUCUCGUGACCUCGUGUGUUUGUUUGAUCACGCGAAGGUUCUAGAAGAUUGAGGGCUGCGGAUUUCACAUUUUGAGUUCAACGUUCUUGAUGUUCUGAUCGAGUAAUAAGCGUACGAUGGACGCAGGCGAGAAAAUUGAGAGCUCCACAACUAAGAACGACGAGAUGCCUAAACCAAAGAUAAAACACGAUUGGUAUCAAACGGAGAGUCACGUGUUCGUGACGAUACUCGCCAAGAAUGUGGAAAACGAGAGUAUUAAUUACGGAGAAAAGACCCUAAGUGUUUCAGCGAAGUUACCAUCCGGCAAUGAAUAUAGUUUAGAGUUGGAUUUGGCUAACUUUAUAGUGGCGGAAGAAUGUUCGCACAAGGUAAUGCCGUCCAAGAUAGAAAUUAAACUGAAGAAACGGGAUGACAUUAGAUGGAUGGUACUAGACGGUGAGCCAGUUCAAUCUAACGUGAAACCUAUACCGAACGAAAUACUUCAAGCUGGCACACAAGCGUCUAAUGGCACACAAGCGCCUAAGUAUCCAACCUCCUGUAAGAUAUCCAGAGAUUGGGAUAAGGUGGAAAAGGAAAUAUUGAAAGAGGAGGCAGCGGAACAAAAUGUGGGUGAUGCUGCGGUGAAUACUCUUUUCCAAAGCAUAUACGGUAACGGAUCCGAUGAAGUGAGACGUGCGAUGAACAAGUCCUUUAUAGAAUCGGGCGGCACUGUCUUAAGCACUAAUUGGGGAGAAGUAGGACAAAAACCGGUUCAGAGAAGACCACCAGAUGGAAUGGAGUGGAAAUCUUGGGACUCAUAAUUAGAAUGAUUUCUUUACAUUUUCAUCGUUUCUUUUCAUCAUAUACAAUUAUCACGUUCGAUCCUUAAUUACCACAUCUAUCGAUUGUAUAUUUUACUAAUGUAAAAACAAAGGUAAACAUAUAUUGAUAUUUACUUGAGAGUUUCCGUUAUACAAUGACUUAAUAAUAUAAUUUGCAGUUUUCAAAAUUUAAUUUAAAAUACAUUUGGUCUUGUAAUGAAAUGUACAAAAUUAUUAACAUUUGCUUAUACAUUUAAUCUUUAUAUAACAUUUCAAUUUAUCUAGAUAAUUUACAGUUAUAAUUGCAAAACACUUAUAAUACAUACGGCAUCUUAGUAAAAAUAAAUUCCUCACACACAAGUUUACAAGUUUUUAUAAUAAAUAGAGAAUGCACAACAGAACGGCAAGUAUACAAUAAGUAUAGCUUUUAUCACCUCACGAAAGAAAACUUUGUGCUUUACUCCUCAUGUUUACUUCUACUAUUGAGAUCUUAAAAUCUCGGGUACUCUCGCAACUCGUGCGUUCGCGUAAAAGAGUCACGGUCUCGCGUAUUUGGCGCGAGACCGUGUCUCUUGAUUAAUAGCGUCUUUUAUAUUCUCAGGUUUUAAUAUAUGUUACCGAUUAUCACAUAUUUUAAUAAACGUUUUAUUACAAAUAAGAAAAAAAACCGUAAUACUCGUAUUUUAGUUUGUGUGUCUGAGUAAUUUUAAAUUUUUAACGAUGUAUAAAUGAUGUAUAAAUGACUUGCGUUACUUAUAAAAAAUAUACGAUCCACAUGCAUAAA
This is a messenger RNA of Temnothorax curvispinosus, 1626 nucleotides long. RefSeq names its product protein SGT1 homolog (gene Sgt1). Bases 159 to 842 code for a protein of 227 amino acids. Gene Ontology annotation, biological process: protein stabilization. The record is from RefSeq and is a predicted model, not a curated record. Gene Ontology annotation, molecular function: protein-folding chaperone binding. The transcript is spliced from 5 exons. Lineage: Eukaryota; Metazoa; Arthropoda; Insecta; Hymenoptera; Formicidae.